AUGAAAAUCAAUAGGUUUCUACAAUUCAUUAUUGCAUUUUCAAUGUUCAUAGGACUUGAAACAAGUUGGGGUAAAACAUUAUGCAUUGAGAAGGAAAGACAAGCUCUUGUCCAGUUUAAGCAAGGUGUUAUAGAUGAGUACGAUAUCCUCUCAUCGUGGGGGAGAGAAGAAGAGAAACAAGAAUGUUGUCGUUGGAACGGUGUAAAGUGUAGCAACAAAACAGGUCAUGUCGUGAUGGUUGAUAUUCACUAUACACCACAACCUUUUCUAGAUGUGGAUCAACACUUGAAAGGUAAUAUUACUCCUUCAUUGCUUGAAUUGCAGCAUUUGAACUACUUGGACCUUAGUAACAAUGAUUUUGGUACAAGUCGAAUACCGGAUUUCAUUGGUUCAUUUCCAAGACUAGAAUACCUUAAACUUCAAGGUGCUAACUUAUCUGGUGAAAUUCCUUACUCAUUUAGUAACCUUACACAUUUGAAGAUUCUCGAUUUAUCUUCGAAUCAAAUUACAGGAUUGUUUCCAAACUUAACAAUGUUUUCAGCUUUAAGAGAGUUGUAUUUGAGCAAUAACAAAUUCAAAGGGAGGUUACCUCAAAGUAUUGAACAGCUUUCAAAACUCGAGAUAUUGAGAAUCAAUUCAAAUUCUUUCGAAGGUCCAAUCACAGAAUCACAUCUUUCAAAUCUUUCCAACUUAAAAGAGUUGGACUUGUCGUAUAACUCAUUCUCUCUUCAGUUGAGGCCUGAUUGGAUUCCUCCUUUCGAGUUACAAGUUAUAGGACUCUCGCAUUGUGAAAUGGGGCAUCGUUUCCCUCAAUGGCUACGAACUCAGAAGACGUAUUCAUAUCUUGAUAUCUCUUUUGUUGGUAUAUCAGAUAUAGCUCCUAACUGGUUUUGGGAUCUUUCUCCUGAAAUGAUUGAUGUACUUCAACAUUUCUAA
Messenger RNA from Solanum tuberosum (potato), 936 nucleotides. Its product is annotated as receptor-like protein 12. The transcript has a single exon. The record is from RefSeq and is a predicted model, not a curated record. Bases 1 to 936 code for a protein of 311 amino acids. Gene Ontology annotation, molecular function: protein binding. NCBI's taxonomy places the organism in Eukaryota, Viridiplantae, Streptophyta, Magnoliopsida, Solanales, Solanaceae.